AUGGCCAUGACUGAUGAUUCCGGUGUAGAUGUAAUGAAGAUGAGGGUAUCUGAUGUUAGAGACUCCAACUUUCUAAGUCUGCUCUCUCCCACUCUCCAACUUCUGCCGAUAGCACUUCGAGCCCUAGAUCCCUUACACCUCCAUCAACCCUCAAACCUCAAACACCUAAUCUCACCAUACAACUGGUCCUCCGGCUACAAGUUCACAGUUACAGCCAUUUCAUGCAUCUCCACAAUCUUUGCCUCAUUCGCAGCAAGCUGCUACAGCCCGGGCGCUGAACAGAUGGCGAAUGAAUGGGAUGUGAGUCAAGAAGUUGUUAUCGUCGGUGUCACGACGUUUACCUGCGGAUUUGCUGUUGGACCGAUGUUCCUGGCUCCUUUUUCGGAGAUUAAUGGCAGAAAGCCUGUGUAUGUAGGAACGGCAAUUUUAUUUACGGUUUGUCAGUUGUAUUGUGCGGUUUGUAGGUCUUUUACAGGGAUGCUCGUAGCAAGGUUCUGGGCAGGCAUCGGCGGUUCAACAUUCUCAACGAUGGUCGGCGGCAUCGUUGCAGAUAUCUAUCCCGCGCAGAAACGCAAUACACCAAUGGCGUGUUUCUCCAGCGCGGCUCUGUUCGGCACUGGGUUGGGGCCACUGGUUUGUGGGUUUAUUGCAGAAUAUACGACAUGGCGGUGGAUUUUCUGUAUCCAGAUUAUCGUCGGAGGCAUGAUAAGCUGUGCUGUGAUUCUGUUCUUCCGCGAGACGCGCGUGACGGUUGUUUUGCGGAAGAAGGCAAAGUUGCUAAAUCAAUUAAUGGAGAAGCUCGAGGCUGCUGGUGUUUAUAGUGUCCAGGUUUCAGCAGAAAUAGAUAGAGAAGAUGGACCAUCUGAGAAGACAAUGCGCAUCCGAUGGAAGAUUGGUGCGGAGGAGAAACAGGCGAAUUUCGCAACGAUGAUUCAGACAUCCCUGCUGCGACCGUUCCAGCUCCUAUUCACCGAGCCCGUCUCUGUCUUGUACAUCAAGCUAUCAGUAAUCCCGCUAAUAUUCGAGAAAACCUAUGGAUUCUCCCUAUCCGAUUCGAACACAAUAUUCGCAGCAUCCUGCACAGGAACCCUACUAAUGACAACCAUUUCCAUCUUACAAGAACAACUCGCGACUCGUCAAAAGGGUUGGAACUCAGUACCCGAACAUAGACUGUAUUUCAGCUGCGUGGAGAGUAUAUGUCUACCAAUCGGACUGUUCAUCUUCGGCUGGACGCCGCAUUAUCACGUCCACUGGAUCGUACCGGCCAUUGGCGUAUGUAUUUCAACGGCGGGUAUAUUCUCCGUUUAUCUGUCUGUGUUCAAUUAUCUUACCGAUACUUAUCAUCAGUAUGCGAGCUCUGCUCUUGCUGCGCAGAGUUUCUGUCGGAAUAUGCUUGGAGGUGUGUUUCCGUUGGUUUCGAGGCAACUUUUUAGUAAUCUUACUUAUAGGCCAGCGGGGAGUUUAUUGGGUGGAAUUGGGGCUACGUUGACCUUGGUGCCGUGGGUUUUGGUUUUUAUGGGUAGACGAUUCGUGCGCAUAGCAAGUUGA
Aspergillus ruber CBS 135680 is the source of this 1548-nucleotide messenger RNA. Its product is annotated as MFS general substrate transporter. Gene Ontology annotation, molecular function: transmembrane transporter activity. The coding region runs from base 1 to 1548 and encodes 515 amino acids. Gene Ontology annotation, biological process: transmembrane transport. NCBI's taxonomy places the organism in Eukaryota, Fungi, Ascomycota, Eurotiomycetes, Eurotiales, Aspergillaceae. The transcript is spliced from 4 exons. The record is from RefSeq and is a predicted model, not a curated record.